Messenger RNA from Dinoponera quadriceps, 8685 nucleotides. RefSeq names its product WD repeat-containing protein 82 (gene Wdr82). Gene Ontology annotation, cellular component: Set1C/COMPASS complex. Bases 229 to 1176 code for a protein of 315 amino acids. The transcript has a single exon. NCBI's taxonomy places the organism in Eukaryota, Metazoa, Arthropoda, Insecta, Hymenoptera, Formicidae. Gene Ontology annotation, molecular function: protein binding; chromatin binding. The record is from RefSeq and is a predicted model, not a curated record.
UACGGGCGAUUUCCCAGUUGGCAGAAUUCGGCGUCCGUUCUCGCGACGAGACUGGGAGAAGAAGGCAGCUUCGUGCAGCAGCGGCUCGCGUCCCGAAUACCGCUCCGGUCUGCUGCGAGGCGCGAGACGGCGCCCGUGAACGCGCCCGGCCACAACGCUAACGCAGACAUUGCGGAGGCGAAGAGGUUAAGGGGACGGCACGAACGGGAGGACGCGCCGUCCAUCACCAUGAAGCUGGUCGACCACGUGGUGCGGAGCUUCAAGGUGGCCAAAAUAUUCCGCGAGAACUCGGAUCGGAUAAACAGCAUCGACUUCUCGCCGAACGGCGACACUCUGAUCUCGUGCUCGGAGGACGACCAGAUCGUGAUCUACGACUGUGAGAAAGGCACGCAGGUGCGGACAGUCAACUCAAAGAAAUAUGGGGUCGAUCUGAUACACUUCACCCACGCCAAGAACACCGCGAUACACAGCAGUACCAAGAUCGACGACACCAUUCGAUACCUCAGUCUGCAUGACAACAAGUACAUACGGUAUUUCCCUGGUCACACCAAGAAGGUGGUAUCGUUAUGCAUCAGCCCGAUCGAAGACACUUUUCUCUCGGGCUCCUUAGACAAAUCCCUGAGACUGUGGGAUCUGCGCUCGCCGAAUUGUCACGGGGUUAUGAACGUCUCGGGGCGACCGGUCGCGGCGUACGAUCCCGAGGGCUUGAUUUUUGCAGCGGGCGUCAAUUCGGAGAGCAUCAAGUUGUACGACUUGCGCAGCUUCGACAAGGGGCCCUUCGUCACCUUCAAGGUCUCUCAGGAGAAGGAAUGCGACUGGACAGGUCUGAAAUUCAGCAGGGAUGGCAAGACCAUUUUGAUUUCUACCAACGGUAGUACGAUCCGCUUGAUCGACGCUUUCCACGGCACACCUCUGCAGACUUUCGCCGGGCACCUCAACAACAAGGGCAUCGCCAUUGAAGCCAGCUUUAGUCCGGAUUCGCAGUUUGUGUUCAGUGGAUCCACAGAUGGUAGGGUGCAUGUGUGGAACGCGGAGACCGGUUACAAGGUUUGCGUACUGAACGGUGAUCAUCCAGCACCGGUACAGUGUAUCCAGUUCAAUCCUAAGUACAUGAUGUUGGCGUCGGCAUGCACCAACAUGGCUUUCUGGCUACCCACCAUCGAGGAAAGCGCAUAAGACUAAUCUAGAACCGAAAUACGAAGCAGCGAUUGCCUGCUGGAAGUGUUAUCUGUAAUUCACGCAGGAAAGAGAGAGAGGUUUAUUAGAAGAGCAGCGGGAUGCUGAGAAUAACAGCCGGUGAGAGGAUGAGGAGAAUGACUUAUGCAUUUACACUUAUGUACAAAAAUGGAACAGCCGUCGUAUGACACGCCGGUUCCGGGACGGAUCAAUUUGAGGCGGUGAGCGCUCGCUCGUUCACGCUUCAGGAGGAUCCGCAGGGAAGAUGUCCUCUUCACCUUGUCAUACCUCGCGCGAGGACAGCGACGUGGGUCGAAAGGGAGAUAAAGGGUCUUGUUUUCGAAUGUGUCUCGUGUACAUAGUUCUAUUCCUGUGUACCUGUGUGUGUAGCGAUUACGGGGAAAAUGCGAAGUCUGAUAACAUCGGAUGAGCGCAUCUGUCUUAGCGGACAAGUUCUUUCCACGCGUUUGUCCCAAUCGCCCGCAUUGUAUACGAGAGGCUCACCGCGUAGAGUGAAUCUCGUUUGAUUUGUCGUUCGGAAAACACUGUUCUAUACCGGGAGUAAUUCCGGGGAUCUCCGUAUUUAUAUGAGGAAAUUGUGUGUGUGUGUGUGUGUGUGUCGAGAUUAGCGUAAAAAGAUUUUUCAAACGACGAACAGCGCGCGCGGUGUCCUUGCGUAUACAUGAUAUUCACACACACACACACACACACACACACACACACACUUUGUCUCUCAAGUGUGCCGUGAGGAGACGUUCAUUCUCCCGCCGCGUCGAUCCGCAGAUUUAUCGAUCACUUUUCUAUACCGCGACGGAGAACACCUGUUGUCGGUUGGAGCGUCAUUCAGAUGUUCAUUGUUAAACGCCCGUGUGUGUAUGUGUGUGUGUGUGUGUGUGAGAGAGAGAGAGCGAACUCCAGGUGGGAUUCACCUGGAACAAAAUAGCAUUAAGUACCCGACUAUCGUUAUUACGGUUGAUCCAACGCAUCGCAUGGCCGCAUAAAAGGAUCCUCUGAAGCUCGUCGAAUUAGAGUGAAAUUUGGUUUCCUCCGACUUUGUUUACUGUAACGUAAAUAACACGAACUCGCGUUUAGUCUCCUUUGAUUCUUGCCUUCACCAGCACGUUCUAUGUUCAUAAUUCUAAUGAUGAUUGCUAUGAACGGAAACGAAGGAGAAUCUAUCCACCGGUCUUCAGACCGGUUGCACUAAACUCUGAUUAACUGACGACUCGCCAGCUGAAAUUUCAGUUGCAACCCUGUAAAUUAAUCGUCGCUUAGCUUAAUCGGAGUUUGGUGUGACCAAAAUCGUUCUAUCGUCGUUACGUUUAGUCUCAACGCUAUUCGGAACUGAUGUCUAAUGAAAGAAUUUUCCCCUAAAAAUGCCAUCGGCUACGUUCCGAGCUACAACAAGAGACAAAUGUUCAGGCUGUAUUGAAAGCAAGUGUGGUAAAGUCCAUUGAUUGAGGCUUCCGGGCGGUAAAGUGCAUAGAAUGAUUUUUCCUUCCAUCAACCGACUUUCACCUACGUCCCUUUAGCAGAGCAUUCGACGUCGUCUUCGAGGGUCCUUACUCCUGCGUGCGGCCACGCGACACACCGAUCGUAAUCAGCAAUCAAAAUACGUACAUACACACGCAUAGAACGACGCGUAUAUAGCCGGCCGAAAGCGUUUUAUAGAGCGGAUUUCCGGCACUGAUACGAUCAAGAAGGACGAAAACAGCACGGGAAUCGUCGUCGCUCACAGCGACGGCCGUCUCUCGAGGGAGAUCAGAGGUAGACUCGCAAAUGUCGGCGUCACGCCGAUUAUCGAAGAUGCAUUCUCGACGCGAGGAAGACACCAUUGCGAAUUUCUACCCCUCCGCCAGGAGUCACCGUAAUCGUCGGACUCUCUCGCGAAACAGCAGUAUCGUUUUGAAGGGAACUGUGUCUGGACAUUACUUACGUUGGCUCUGAGUGUGGCUAACCGUGGAGGGUUAGAACUUUCAGUCGCGACUGUUACAGUGACAUGCUAUUUUAUUUUAAUUUGGGAAGGAGGAUGUUUCACGACGCACUGGAUUUAUCCUCUCUGCGUCAUUACACGUUUAUAUCAUUCACCGAAAUUAAAAUAAAAGAAAAUAAUACGUCGCUACAACAGCCACGAUUGAACACUUUUCUCGAGGCGGUUCGGUCUAAUGAGAAAGCUUAACUUCUGGAAGUGAGUCCUACCUACGAUAGGUGUGAUAAAAGCAUUCUGAUCUCUAAUCUAAACAAUGAAAUGUAAUUUCCGACGUUUUUCCGCCGGCCGUAAUAACACUUGCGCCCGGAACACAAAUACGUCGAACGCAGCUGAUUUCAAGAACGACUUCUCCUUAUUGAUCGGCUAUGUUCCCAAUAUCUGUUAUCGACAUAUUGUUCUGAAUAUGAUUGAUACUCUUUUAUCGAUAAUAAUGUGUCUAAAAGUAGUUUAGGAACCACCUGAUUUUUACGAAUUGCUGCGACAUCUGGUAACGUUAAAAGUUUAUUACACCCAGCCUUAGUUAGAAACAAAGUUCUCUCGUUGGACCGUCCCGGCUGCAUCGAGAAGAAAAAAAGUGUUCGAACUCAGUUUGAAAAAUCAGUGCAAGCAGGUGAAACCGACGGGUCGGCCGAGAAGACACGAUUCGAUGUUUCGUAGUACGGAAGUACGGUCUCCGUAGACGUGUAAUUAUAUCUCUCGCGAUAAUACAGUAAUAUUAAUCCAAGUGAUUUGUGUCCAGCUCGACGACGUAGUAUUCUGCAAAAAGCGAAUACGGCGCGGGCGAAUAGACGAGCGUCGGCUUCUUUCAGAGAAAAGAAGAAAUGGAUAAAGAAAUGAAGGCGCCGCGACGUUCUUGUCCGCUGAACUGUACACUUGUGCAACUUAAAAAGAGACGGAUAAGUUAAGACAUGGAGAAAGAAGAGAAAAAAGAAAACUAGCUGAUGUUCAGCGGAAAAGAACAGACAAGCUUACGCGUUGACGACGAAUUUCCGGUGCAGUCCGAGAACAGCUAUUCGCCCCUGCCUGCAUGUACAUACAUGGAUAGACGCCUCCUCUUAAACGUAUUUCGUGCGAGAACGCGAUGCUAUUUUGUUCGAGCGGUGUGAGUGUAAAACGCGAGGGAGCCAGCAUGGCGACGUGUGUGUGUGUUUUUUGUACUAUCUCACUCGCGUCCGUGGGAUCUGUCAACCGCGCUGUAAAAUAGUAUUUUUUAUAACGGCGACACAGUGUGUGCGUAGAAGAAACGUAUUCGAGCGGGAAAGACCUCGACCCUUUCGGCAGCUCGAUAGCUUCCCGACCAACGGACUCUCAAGCCCCACUGUGUUCAGGCUACGAGUGCUGCCUCUCUCUUUCACGCGUUAGCGACCGCGCCGAGUCUCUCCUCGGAACGAAUGAACCGUCACCUUCGCCCCGCGCGAUGCGUCAUGACGCUUGUAUUAUGUAAUCGCUGUUUUAAUUUUGUAAGGCGAAGAGGAGCGCGCGCGUUUCAUCACGAGGCCUUGACGUCGAAAUUUCUCAUUCACGCGCAACGGCGCGCGUAAUUGCCGCUCGGUGUUGCUGAAUUUCUCCGGAUCCCUUCCGUAUUUCGGCGCAUCACGCAUUUUCACAGUCACAUUAAAUGUUAUAUACACGGUGAACAUGUAUUAUUGAGCGCUUUCCACUUAGUGACACGAGUCAAUACAAGUGUCAUUUUGUUCGUGUUCCAAUGAGUAGCAAAGAUAGGAUGAUGUUUGUGUCUCCACAUGGAAAUUUAAUUGUUACAUUCCAUGUGACUGAGUUCCUCGCAAAAGUAACAGUCGUGACAUAAAAACGCGCCCGAGUUGGAAUACGCGAGGCAUUAUUGGAGUUUCCUGCAGGAAUAGGAAGAUUCCCGUGUGUUUCUACACUGCUUUCACUUGUCUCAAGCGAACAGAGACCAAGCAAGGGGCUUAUUAUAGUGAGAAUUACAAAAGAGAGCAAAUUCACCGGGUGUUGAUCAGUGAAAUUACAAAUACUUUAAUAAAUUCGCUCACUUUUGUCAUUAUCAUCUCGUUCUGAGAACCAUCAUAGGUCCCCUGAUGAAAACCCAGUAACGAGAAAUGAUAUUUCUUAUUGAGAAGAGAUUUGUUAACUGAGAAUUCCGUCUUACCGAGAAUAACUCUGUUACUGAAGACAUUCGGCUGCAUUAAAAACUCGAUUGACCGAACAGAAACUCUCCGUGGAAUCUUUCCUACUGCCGAAUUUUUGUCUUUGGACCCGCGAGAGAACGAAAAAUUCGGCCGCAACGGAAUUGUUUUUCCCGCAUGUAUGCACCACAACCAGCUGAGUUCACGCCGUCGUUUUUGCUUUGUUCAUCUCGCGCGCUUCAUCUCACACGGUCGUUGCGCGGCGAAAGGGUCGAAUCGAGUCGUCGUCUCUCUCUCGAGUAACUACGAGCGAUCUGCGUAUUUAGACUAAACACCUGCGACACGCGUCAUACUGCCAGCCAAACGAAAAAAGCGAGUGAAGAAAACGUAGAAAGAAACAAAAAAAAAAUUAUACGAAACACUGUGUUCCCUUGUCCCAGGAUAAGUUAAUAGCGAGACGAACACGUUUAAUAAUAAUAACUAAAAAUGUAUAUAUCCCGACGAGUCGCGGUCGACGGUGUAUGUGUGUGUGUGUGUGUGGGUGGUGCGUGCGUGCGUGCGUGCGUGUAUUAACUGCCCGACGCGACUAAACUGUCGCAGACGGAAGAAGAGGUGAGAAAGGAAUCACAGAGAAAAAUAGACGUUUAUUAUUAUUAUUAUUUAUAGUUUAAAAGUUUUGGAAAAGAACACCGUUUUUCCCCCCCAUUUUUCUACGAAGUUUUCUACGAAUUUUUUUGGUUUCUGUUUCAAGGGUAUAAAAAUUUAUUUAAAGAAAGAUUCAUAUGCAUUCGGUUAAAAUUGGCCAUAUUUACUUUUUUUUUCUUUUUGUAAAGAUGUAGGAAACCAAGAAAAUCCGCAGAAAAAUUGGGUUUUUCCGAAACUUCAAGGCUUCUGGCCCCUCACUGUCUUCGUUUAAUGACAUCAGAAGCGAGAAAACGCAAGAAUUCUUAUACAUUUAAAUAAAAUGAUGUAUUAAUAAAAUGACAUCUGUGAUCGAUUCAACACACUUGUAAAAUUGUCCGAACAUUUUUUUUUUACACGAUCAAUUUAACCAAGAAAAGUCGCAAAAUUAACUUGACGUGGAACUUCCCUUUUUAACCCCCUCUUUUCGUAAUUUAAUAUUGCUAGUUUUAUGACUAUUGUUCCGAUAAAAGUGUUUGGAGAAUUUUGCAAGUAUGCUGAUUAACAAAUAUUUUGUGAGUACACCUUUUUAUUUGAACGUAUAAACGCAAGAAUUCUUAUCAUGCAUCUCUCGCUUCUGACGUCAUUCACCGUGACGUCAUCAACAGGGAUAGUCGUAGCGAGUAUCCAGAAACCUUAAAACUAUAUUAUUAUUAUCAUUAUUAUUAUUUGUCGAUCGGAUUCGCCGAACAAUCGCUCGAACGCUCUUUUACCGCGAGGGAGAAGCAAAAAAAGCAAGAAACCGCGGUCGGACGUAAAAGCGCUGCGGGUCUCGCGCACGAGUCACGACGAGGCCCUUUUUAUACGCGACGAAGAGUCCGUGACACAUUUGUACAUACGCCAAAGUCAACCUUGUCGUUCUCACGUGUCACACGUUACGUGCGCCGGUGAUAAGCCGUUUUUUCUAUCGUGUGUAUCAUUCGCAACCGAUCUCAGAGAUAUUCGACGAUUCGUGACUCGUACGGUGAGAGAGCUGUGUGGAGAAAAGGAUGGAAAUGCGUCACGUUCGUUUCCUGUGAAGUAUACCGAGUUAUUAUCACGCGCGAUUACGCCCUUCCGAUCGCUGGUUCAUUACGGCCAUUUAACGUAUUAGGGAUUAUAGAAUUCGACUUCAAUUUAAGAGAGAUGUGUAUAUAUAUAUAUAUAUAUACACAUAUGUACGGUACGAGAAAAUAUGCGAGAGACUUAAACUCUUGAAAGAGAGAAAGCGUUUAAAAUGCGAUUUCGAGAAGGAGAUCUUGAAUAUGAUGGUCCAUCGACACCACUCGUCUUGCUGUUAAUAAUCGCUUACGUUCGAAGAAUACGUCGUACCUUCUGCAAGAGAAAAAAGAGAGAGACACCUGAAUUUCGACGACGGAUUCUUGUGAUUAUUCUUCUAAGUUCCUGCAUUAAGUCUUCGUACAAAUCGUUUUUCGAUAGCCAAGUAGACAGAAACACACGUUGUCGUUGAUCCUGACUCCCGGAGGAAAUUCGUCGCGCGAUAUCGGUACCGAAUCACGGGGGGCUGUGCGCCCCGAUUGCUGUAAACUGCUACAUGCGUUCUAGGAUACUAGAAGCCAGAAGCUGACGCCGUUGUUGACUUCGCCGAGUUCCGACGUUAAAACGUGCGCUCGAAGCGAUAAUAAUAUGUGAUAUCCGCGAGGACGCGAUAUCGUGCCCUCCGUCCUCGUACGCAGCGCCGUCGAUGAGAACGAAGAACUCGCCGAGGUCAAGUCGAUCGCAAUUUUUGCUAGGAACGUACGAUGACGUAGAAAUGUCGCGCUGUAAUCGGAGCGAUACGAAUAAUCCGCACACUGCAUAACAUAAUGGAAACGGUGUAUGUGUAUCUCUGUCUGUUGAAAGCGAAGUUUAAGGGACAUCGAGUGACUUUCGUUCCGUCACCGAAGAGAGAGAGAGUUUUGUGAUCCACUGCAAGCCACAUUGUAUAUUUAAUCUGUAAGGUAGCAGGAACGAGAUCCGAAUUAUUCAAUCCGACACGCUGCUUCGGUCGCGAUUUGUAUACAUUCGAUGAUGACGGCACGAAGGGAAAAAAUGACGCUUCUAUAUCGGAAUAUCUUCGUUAUCGUUUCGAAAGACUGGCGCGUACCGUUGACCCACGAUUUGUUUUUUUUUUUCUUUGUGAUAAGCGAUUCGGUCGCAGACGCGAUCGGACAAACUUCUUAUUGUAAUUAUAUUAUACUGUCAAUAAUCGACGAGCUAAUUACCUUGACCAGAGAGCAAAUCUGAACGCAAAUCAAUCAUGUUUUGUUAACGGACAAAUGCGAACGACGUUCCGAUUCAAUGGGCUGUUUUAAAUUUGAUAAGUAUAUGUAUGUAUAUGAAUAAAAAAAAAAAAGGAAGAAGAAGAAGAAAAGAGCGAUGUGUAAUGAAUUUUCGUCCGCCGACAUUUGAUAGUCACAACAUAUCAGCGUAUUUGUUAGGAGAUUUGUUAGGUUGACAGUUUCACUUAACAAAAGAUUCUCAAGGAGUGUACAAAAAAAGGUGGGCGCCUUUUUUGAGAUCCUUCUUAGAGGAAGUGGAUGUCAUCUCGAUAGCUUAGCGCGCAAGCAAAAUUGUAUUUUUUAUUUUUCUGUAGAACCAUUUCGAUUGAACGCACGAGAGUUUACUCGAAACAAUAAAACACUUUUUUUGUACAUCUAUCUCUCGUCUUUCUAUUUACCCCGUUCUCUGAUUACAUCCUCCCAAUGUCUGCUGUGCGAUGCGCAAGUUAAUCUCAACUUUGAGAAAAAAAAA